UUCCGCCACGCUGUGCCAAACGCUGGAAAUUGUCUGCUUUAUUAACGGUUUAAUUAAAUGUGCGCUGGGAAUAAUAUUUCCGUGCCAGUGACGUCAUUAUCGGGGGUUAUACUUUUGUUCCGUGGUCUAAUCAUGUGCUCUCAUCUGUGUAACUAACUAGGCCUUAUGGAUGUGAUGCCUUCAGAUGACUCCGCAGUAGGGCGCGGAGGAAAACCGGAUGUGUGUGAUCAGGUGAAGACUGUGGAGGAUCAAGUUCCUAUGAAUACAGUUACAGGCCUUAGGGAUGUGAUGCCUUCAGAUGACUCCGCAGUAGGGCACGGAGGAAAACCGGAUGUGUGUGAUCAGGUGAAGACUUUGGAGGAUCAAGUUCCUAUGAAUACAGUUACAGGCCGUAUGGAUGUGACGCCUUCAGAUAGCUCAGCGGUUGAGCACGGAGAACCUGAUGUGGGUGACAAGGUGAAGACCGUGGAGCAUCAAGUUCCUAUGAAUAUGGCUACAGGCCGUAUGGAUGUGACGCCUUCAGAUAGCUCAGCGGUUGAGCACGGAGAACCUGAUGUGGGUGACAAGGUGAAGACCGUGGAGCAUCAAGUUCCUAUGAAUAUGGCUACAGGCCUUAUGGAUGUGAUGCCUUCAGAUGACUCCGCAGUAGGGCACGGAGGAAAACCGGAUGUGUGUGAUCAGGUGAAGACUGUGGAGGAUCAAGUUCCUAUGAAUACAGUUACAGGCCUUAUGGAUGUGACGCCUUCAGAUGACUCCGCAGUAGGGCACGGAGGAAAACCGGAUGUGUGUGAUCAGGUGAAGACUGUGGAGGAUCAAGUUCCUAUGAAUACAGCUACAGGCCUUAUGGAUGUGACGCCUUCAGAUGACUCCGCAGUAGGGCACGGAGGAAAACCGGAUGUGUGUGAUCAGGUGAAGACUGUGGAGGAUCAAGUUCCUAUGAAUACAGCUACAGGCCUUAGGGAUGUGAUGCCUUCAGAUGACUCCGCAGUAGGGCACGGAGGAAAACCGGAUGUGUGUGAUCAGGUGAAGACUGUGGAGGAUCAAGUUCCUAUGAAUACAGUUACAGGCCUUAUGGAUGUGACGCCUUCAGAUGACUCCGCAGUAGGGCACGGAGGAAAACCGGAUGUGUGUGAUCAGGUGAAGACUGUGGAGGAUCAAGUUCCUAUGAAUACAGUUACAGGCCUUAUGGAUUUGACGCCUUCAGAUGACUCCGCAGUAGGGCGCGGAGGAAAACCGGAUGUGUGUGAUCAGGUGAAGACUGUGGAGGAUCAAGUUCCUAUGUAUACAGUUACAGGCCGUAUGGAUGUGACGCCUUCAGAUAGCUCAGCGUUUGAGCACGGAGAACCUGAUGUGGGUGACAAGGUGAAGACCGUGGAGCAUCAAGUUCCUAUUAAUACGGCUACAGGCCGUAUGGAUGUGACGCCUUCAGAUAGCUCAGCGUUUGAGCACGGAGAACCUGAUGUGGGUGACAAGGUGAAGACCGUGGAGCAUCAAGUUCCUAUUAAUACGGCUACAGGCCUUAUGGAUGUGACGCCUUCAGAUGACUCCGCAGUAGGGCACGGAGGAAAACCGGAUGUGUGUGAUCAGGUGAAGGCUGUGGAGGAUCAAGUUCCUAUGAAUACAGUUACAGGCCUUAUGGAUGUGACGCCUUCAGGUGACUCUGCAGUAGGGCACGGCGGGAAACCGGAUGUGUGUGAUCAGGUGAAGACUGUGGAGGAUCAAGUUCCUAUGAAUACAGUUACAGGUGUCGGCCCUCCUGCUGUCUCCUCUGCAGAAAAGAGCUCAUCAGGAAAUAAACGUCUUCUACGCUCGACUGCAUCAGAAAUGCCGGCGGCUUCGGCCUCUUCAAGUAAACAAAAAAGGUGUCCAGCAUCCAACCUUCCAGCGGGAAACGCAAUAUCUAACCUUAGAAAUUUCUCAAAAUUGAACUUUCAGUCAAAACAGAUGGUGAUAAAUAACGGAAGACCAAUGCCUGAGCUUAAGGACCUACUUCAAAUGGAUGGACAGAAGAAAAUUACACGGGUGUUUCAACCGGAGUGGUACCAGCGAAAAGAAUGGCUGUGUGGCUGUGCUACAAAAAAACGCCUUUACUGCUUUUCUUGCAUUUUGUUUUCCACUACCGAAAAUGUUUGGACUAACUUGGGAUUUGGCGACUUGAAAAAUCUAUCAAGGAGCCUCAACAAUCAUGAGAAAUCAACAACUCAUAUUCACUGCCAAAUUGCUUUGAAAACCUUUGGUUCAACGUUAGAUCAGUCUUUAAAUGAAAAUGAACGGAGAUUAGAUAUCAGCAACCACAAUGCUAAAGUAAGAGAAAACCGUGAUAUUUUAAAGCACAUUAUUAAAGCAAUCUGCUACCUAGUCAAACAGGAUAUAGCAUUCUGGGGUAACGAGGAGGGUGCAAUAUUACGUAAUCGUGGCAACUUUGUGGAGCUAUUAUAUUUUUUUGCACAGGAAGAUGAAAUUUUAGCUAGACAUUUGGAGACAUCCACUCUGUAUUCUGGAUUAACAAACAGAAUACAGAUCAAUGUAAUUGAAGCAAUUGCUGGCGUAAUUAAAGAUGAUAUAAAAACGGAGAUUAAUGCAGCCCCAUAUGUUGCUGUUGAAGUAGACGAGACAAGGGAUGUAGCAUAUGAUGCCCAGAUUUCUGUAGUUUUGCGUUAUGUGGUUAAAAGUGAGGGGGCUUGUGAGGUGAAGGAGGCAUUCUUAGGUUUUGAUGAAGUGAGUGACAGGCGAGCUCCGGCUAUUUCUAACUAUGUAUUGGGAGUGUUGGAGAAAUACAAUUGUAUUGAAAAGCUGGUAGCUCAGACUUACGACGGAGCCUCUGUGAUGGCAUCAGAUCUUAAUGCGGUGCAGGCCAAGAUUAAAGAAAAGGUACCUGAAGCCACAUUUAUGCAUGGUUAUGCACACAAUUUGAACCUGGUUCUCUCGCAUUCGGCAAAAUGUAUGCCUGAGUGUGAAUUAUUUUUUAAUACAAUUGAAGGACUUGCCACAACUUUCACGAAGUCGACCGAGCUCACCCAGCAACUGGACGUUGUUGUUAAGAGACGUUUACCCAGAGCUGCACCCAUUAGAUGGAGUUCAAAUUCCAGACUAGUGCAUACGGUCAACAAGUACCAAACUGAUCUGCGUUCUAUGUUCCACAAUAUAAGCGAAGGUUUAGGUGUCUGGGAUGGUGAAACUAUGAUGAAGGCUUAUGGAUAUUAUAUAUUUCUGUCUAAAGCUUUAACCUGCUUCUUACUAAUGGCAUAUGAGGGCAUUUUCACAGAAACAGAUGCACUCUUUCGUGUGCUUCAGAGUAAAAUUAUGGAUGUUGAAUUUUGUCGUGGCCAAAUUCGCAAGACAAUUGGAUUUCUAGAACACCAGAGACAAGAGUUUGACAGUUUCUAUGAGCUAUUUGAGCAGAAAUGCCUCAUACUUGGCCUGACAGACAAGGAAAUAAGUAAAGAGCCAAUAAAAAAUGUGAGGAGAAGAAUGUAUUAUACCAUUCUGGACAAUGUCCGUGUUCAAAUGAAAGCUCGGUUCGAUCAUUUUGGUCAGCUAUCAUUCCUUAGUUUGGUCGAUUGCACAAAACUUUCUGAAAUGUCACAACAUUUGGAUGAUGCCAAACUGCGGGGUCUAUCAAAAUAUGCAAGGCACUUUGACUUGGUCAGACUAAAGGCUGAUCUUAUUGGAUUGUAUAGUUCAGAAAUAGUGAGGAACGAAUGCAAAUCAGCUGGACAGCUCCUCAACUUUUUGGUCCAGACAGAUCUGAUGCAGGCAGUUCCCGAGGCAGCAAAAUUACUCCAGCUGGUGCUCACCAUACCAGCUACAACAGCGUCUGUUGAAAACUCCUUCUCUGCUUUAAAACGAAUAAAAAAAUACAGUCAGAAACGGACUUACAAAGGGCAACUUUCAUCCCUGGCAUUCGUCAUUAUUGAGAAAGAGAGACUAUUAAAACUUAAAGAAAAGAGAGAGGACUUCUACAACAAAGUCAUUGACAUCUUUGCCCAGAAGGAUAGUCAAAUGGACUUAAUUUACAAGUAAAGUUCAGUCCCAGGGCAGAAUUUGCUGUGUACUCAGAUGCCGUAGCCUAAAAUACAGCAUGUCUGCAGAAACAGUUAGUGCUUUCUAUUUGCAGGAUUGCUGCUCAUCCGCCUGUUCUCUUCAAACAACGCUAAGCUCUGGCUGUGCUGUAUAAGUUUUCCUUAACGCAGUUCAGCUAGAGGGAAGAGCCGUUUGAAGUGAACAGUCGAAUACUACAGCUCAUUGAUUGACUGUCAUUCAGCGAUUUUUUUAAUUUUUUUUUUUAACCCUGUCCCCUAGCCUUUUCCCAGUUUGCCAAGUUGUGACUCCUUUUAAGAAGGUCUUGUGUUUUGAAAAAUGCACCUUUUUUAUAACUACAUGUUUACCGUAUUAUUUGAUGUUAGACCAAGAGCACAGAAAACAAAUUUAUUAAAGAAAUGUUUAAAAACAACAAAA
Messenger RNA from Bombina bombina (fire-bellied toad), 4458 nucleotides. Its product is annotated as zinc finger MYM-type protein 1. Gene Ontology annotation, molecular function: protein dimerization activity. Bases 166 to 4023 code for a protein of 1285 amino acids. The record is from RefSeq and is a predicted model, not a curated record. NCBI's taxonomy places the organism in Eukaryota, Metazoa, Chordata, Amphibia, Anura, Bombinatoridae. The transcript has 17 exons.